AUUCUUUCUCUCUCAGCUGUAAAAUCAACAUAAUUUCUUUCACAUUCCUGCAACCCCAUUUUCUUCCAAUGUUUCCAAAAUUAAUCAACGAAUUUUAGAAACAUUUUCAACUUUAGCAAAAGACGAUAGCAAUGAUCUUUUGCGCAACAGCCAGAUAAACGCGUGUCGAGAAUUUUGAAAAUUUUCGGUCUCGAAAAGGAGAAAGGAAGACUUCCCUUUGCUCGCGGAAAGGCGUCGGCCCUGACUUUGUAAGGACGUGGGGGUGGCAGGCUGGCAGGCAGGCAAGCAGGCAGGGGGGUAACUUCGUGAGGGAGGGACGUCGAAUCGUGGAACACGGGGAGCGGGGGUGCGGCGGCCGCGGCGGGCUGGAGGGUUGAAUCAGCGCGGGGGUGUAUGGGGGAAUUAGUGGAUGGUCGCGGACAAUGUGGGGGAUACUUUCUCAUAUCAAGUAUGGCCGCCAUCGUGGCACGAUGGUCAAAACAAUAGUAAGUAGCCGAGGCCGCGGGCGAUCCUUCUUCCACCCCGUAUCGUCGCGCGCCGCUGAUACACUUUUCUUUUUUUUCCCAUUUCGCUCCUUAAUUAUCGCCGCGCGCUCGGCGCCUCGCCGGGACCUCUCUCUCUUUCUCUUUCUUUGCCCACAUUACUCCAUCACGUCCUGCUCUCGGCUUUCCAGUGCGCAGUGAAACAAAGUGGUGUUAUCGUCGCGCUAUCGCCGGCACUGUCGCGCACGUCCACCCUCCACGUUGGCGCUUAACAAAUGGAUAAUAACGUGGGACCAUCGUCGGCGAGUCGCGAUUUUCUGGGGUGGUUUUGCGUCCACAAGACACGCUGCUGAUCACGACGAGCAAUACCUGAGGCAGAGCCGGCUGGUCGCGUGAGGGAUCCACCGAGAUGUCAUCGAGCGCAACGUCGUCGCACGAGCCGAUGACGGCGAUGACGACGACAACGACGACAACAACCACGAUGAUAGCGGAUGCAACGGAGCUGGACAGCGAUGGUUCCAGUUGCGGGGAGCGCGACGUUUGGAAACGCGUCCGCGCCGAUUCCGUCGACGUUGGCGCCGGGCCCAAGAAGCGCCGGAAGCAGACCACACCGGUGAGGUUCUCGUCCGAUCUCGCGCACGAGGACGAGCACGAGGACGAGGUCAGCGAAGGUAAGACAGCGUCGUCGCGAUCGCCGUUACCGAGCGUCGACGACCAACAUCAGUAUCAUCACCAACACCAACCCUCACCGUCGUCGAAAGACGAGAAUCUAAACAGCGAGUUCCGUUGCCAGCACUGCGGCCGGCUCUUCGACAGCGACGAGGUGCUCAACGUCCACGUGGACUGCGAGCACAGUGGCGCGAGCCGAUCGACGCCGGGCGUCGCCGUCAAGGUAGAGCCGACGCAGCAGCUGGACCAGGCCAACGACGGUCCCGUGAGCCUCUUGAGCGUGAAGAACUUCGCGACCACGUGGUUAACCACGUCCGGCGGUCAGCAGCACGUGCAGUCGCAGACGCAGAUGCAGCCGCAGAUGCAACCCUCGCAGAGCGAGGACUCGUGGUCGGCCGCCGGUUCGGUCAGUCAAAUCGUCACGAUGACGAAUCAUCUGCAGCCGCUCCCGGGUUUCCCGAGUGCCCUCGCUCAGUACCUACCCCUACCGGGUUUCCCGCUGACAGAUCCCCAACACGUCCCUAGAUCCACCCUCGGUCCGAUGCCGAUCAAGAUCUUCAACCCGGAGGCGUACUGUGACAUGUGCAAGAAGGAGUUCUGCAACAAGUACUUUCUGAAGACGCACAAGGCGAACAAGCACGGUAUCUACGUGGACUCGCCGACUCCGAGCGCGACGGCGACAGACGCAACUGGCGUAUUCGGCGCGGGUGUGUUCGCCUCCGCGAACUAUCACGCUGGUAACGCGAGCGUGAAGCUAGAACCGCCAGCGACACCGCCGCACCGGCAUUUCCGCAAUGAGGAAGCUUCCUCGAGGAAGCAGAAGACGCCCAAUGAGUCGUCGAUCGUGGAGUCGCAGUCAUCGUCGGAUGGCUGUCAAUCUGCUAUCAAUCAGCUGUCGCAGAAUGAGGAGGAUCGCGAGACGUCACGCGACAGUUCCAAUGGCAUGGAGGCGCUUCUGAAACAGGAAUACGGCGUCGAGCAAGAGGACGCCAGCUAUAUGCCGGCACCUAGACACCUAUCUCCUCAAUCCAUCCAACAGGCGCGGGAUUCCGGCUUCAGCGCCGAUCUCCUGCGUCGUCUGGGCGUGAUAAAUCCCGAGGCGUUCUGCGAGAUCUGUUGCAAGGAGUACUGCAACAAGUACUUUUUGCGCACACACAAGAUGAAGCGACACGGUGUCAUCGUGCAGGAUAACGAGCGAUCGCCCGGCAAUCCCACCGGCACGACCACCUGGCACCAGGUGCAGACCAGUCCGUUGAACCUGAUUGUCGCCGAGACUGCUACUACUGUCGCCGGCGCGGGUUCGGACACCAACGAGCGCACUGACGAUUAUGAGUGCAAACCAUGUGAUAUCCGCUUCCAAACGGCUAGUCUGUAUCGGACGCAUUGUAGGAAGAUGCACGAGGGCGAGGAGCACGUUUCACCAAAGCACGAAUACGAUCUAGACGGUGCCGAUCAACGUACUGACACCAUUUCAGAGGACCUGCAGAAACUGCAGACGAUGAUCAUACAGUUGAACGGUUUGGAUUCCAGCAAGGGAUUGUCCUGCGCCGUGUGCGGCAAGGAAUGUGACUCGAGACUAGCUCUGCGAGUUCACAUGGCGACUGAGCACGGUGUUGCCGGCGACGAGGCUCAGCUGUCGCCACAGGAUAAGUCACCCCCGACCGUAUCCACAGUCUUCUGCACCCUUUGCGAGAAAGACUAUCCUAGUCAGGAAGCACUGAGGAGACAUAUCAGCAAGGAACAUCAGCAUUCGAUCGUCUCCAGUGCCGUUACUCUCUCGUCGCUACAAUCGACUCCCGCGAUUGCUUCUUCCGCAAAUUCGACACUGACCAAUCAGACUACGAGCAGCCAAGCCACGACAACGACAUCAAUCACGACAACGACGACGGCGACGACAACGGGCACGAUGGACUCGAAAAUGAUACCCACGACGUGCUACUGCGAAAUCUGCGAGAAGCAUCUGUGCAAUAAAUACUUCCUGAAGACGCACAUGCAACGGAUGCACGGCAUCGAGAUAGAGAACGGCGCACAGAUCGUCGGCGUGAUCUGCAACAUCUGCAACAAGGAGCUGUGCAGUAAGUACUUUCUGCGCGUUCACAAGCACAACACCCAUGGGAUCGUGGACGAUACUACGUCGUCCUCUUCGUCGUCAUCGGUGGCAGGAACGACGUUAGCCAAACAGGAGACCUAUGAUGCCAGCACCGGCGCGGACGAUUCGGCGCUCAAGUCGAGUGAACAACUGGGUGAUCUCAGUCACAGAUACUUCACCGAGGUGUGUCCGAUCUGCAGCCGCAGGUUCCGCAGCGUCAAAUGGCUGAAAGCGCACCUGAUGAGCGAUCACGGCAAGACGGGUAUCGACAAGUGGCGCGAACUCGAACAGCAGUAUCAGGCGACACCGAAAAUCAGCGGGAAUAGUGGCAGGAGUGUCGCGAAGAACAUUCAAACGCCGAGUCUAAAAAUCCCGAACGGCUUUGAAGUAGCCCAGCAGAUCAAACCGGCCGAUUACGCGAAUCUGGGGAAUCAGGUGCUAUCGAAUCUCCUCGGCUCGUCGUCCGAGGAGCACCAGCUGAAGAACUACCGCUGCGGCUACUGCAAUUUCAACACCCCCGUGCUGCCGUUCCUUUUCCUUCACGAGCGAUCCCACGUGAGUCCUCAGGAGAGCCUCGAGUGCGAUCGACCGCUGCAAUGUCCGAUCUGCUCACAAGACUUCCACCAACCGGAGCUGCUUCACCAGCACCUGCUCACCAAGCACCAGUUUCCCACUCUGCUGUCGCAAUUCCAGAAUCCUCUCCUGAACAAUCUCAGACCGGACAUCGACGUUAAACUGAACGAUCACGCGAAGGAUAGGGCCGACCUGGAUGCGAGGAACGAUCACGCGGAAUGCAGUCCGCAGACCGCGGAUCGCGGUGUCCCGGAUGUCGCGAGGAACCAACGGCAGGACGACAAUGCGGUGCAGGUGACACCUCAGGGCGCGUACAAGUGUGCGCAGUGCGGCUACGCGACGACGAACCUGAAUCGCAUCAAGAAACACGUACGAAAAGACCAUAAGGCGAUCGGCGAUCCUACGGAGAGCGUGAUUGCCGAGCUCAGCAAGACCCUGAGGGACGUGGCGAACAAGCAGAAGGUACCGGCUUGCUACGCGAUGCCGCAGGAUAUGAAUUCGAAUCCGGAUAAGACCAUCAUGCAGCCGUUCUUGAUCGAGGAGCAGGACCUGAUGCAGGCGGGUGCCGAGUCCAGUUCGGCGAAGAGAUUCGCGCCUGCUCUAGUCUAUCUACCGGUCAAGUCGAGAAUUGCCAACGCCCUGACCGCUUCCUUCACCCUCACUCCUGCCUGAGUUCAGUCGAUCUCGAGCCUUGCACGCCCUAGCGUGAGCGGCGGCGUCUGCGUCUGCAUACUGAGCAUCUGCGACCUGAGCACGUGGUAUCGGUUCCUAUUUAUCAUGUAAGACCAGCGGCCAAUCGGUGAGUGUUAUCUGCAUCGUAACACUCUGACGUGUCACUAACUCUCGCACACUUUUGGCAAUUUACGCGCACAGGCUUUCCCAUUAUUUGUUAAAAUAAGCUCCCUGGUUCGACGUCGCGGACUGAAAUAAUAGAAUUAGCGUGAUAACGUGAUUGAAGAUGACUGCUCUGCUUCUUCGCAGUUAACUUUGCAUCGCGUUAAGGAUGACUCCAGUACCGGUGGACGUUUAAGAGAGUGUUCCUCGAGCAACGAGUUUCUCGUAAACGUAUCGAAAGUUUCUGAAUCAUUUUCUUAAGUCAACUGGUUCUGAAGUCUUUCCUUGCCGUGCAACGUUUCUUCGCAAGAAAAGAUCGAUUUCAUUUGAUGGUGUUUUAAUUCGCAAACAUUUCACGACAUGUCAUGUGUUCGAAAUACGAAAAGAUCGUAUUUUGACAUUAUUUUGAAACGAUUCUUGAGAGUAAUGAAUUUAGCAGACCGUCUUUUUCGGAAGGGAAAGCCUCCCAGAAAAAUAACGAGACAAGGUUGUUAUUCUUGUUCUAAGUGGGGAACGUACUCUCGUUACGUACUCUUGUAAAUACUUAAUCGUAAUUAAUUAACACGAACGGGUGAUCGAUAAAGUUCCUAUUUUAAAUGCGGCAGGCCUUCUUGUAUCGGAGGACUCUCUUUGCUCUGCAUUUUAUUUCAUCUUUCUCUUUCUCUCUUUCUCUGUUUUUCUCUUUCUUUUAUUUCAAUAUCGAUUUUACUUUUGCUCAAGUCAACCAAAAGAAUUGCGCGUGAAAGCGAGCAUAAUCGUUCGAUCGACAUUAACUAACGCACCGUUUCUCACGGACUUUUCCUUUCGCGGCUGUUCUAGUCAAUAUUUUAUAUAUAAAUAUAUAUAUUUACAUAAGAGUAAGCAGAGUUUUCUCGAAGAUAGGGAAGAUUUAGAGAGGUAUUUAUCAUAUACACGUACGCGCUGGAUUCCGGGAGAUUGGUGCGGAACUAAUUAGGCGCAUCAAUUAAACGCGGCCGUUGAUUAUCGCCGCGACAUGCACGGCCGCGAGCAGCAUGAUCUGACGCAAUGGUGUUACGAAGCAUUGGAUAUCAAUGUGCAGAGAGAAUCGCCAACCAACUCAGGGGUGGACACAGUAUAACCCGCAACAAAAAGUACAAUCGUAUACACAGCCAACGCAUUACAUAGACUUUAAAUAACUAUUAAAUAUAAUGAUGAUAAUGUGAUGAUGCGUGUAGCGCGCGUCUCGUAAAUGUUCGCGAAUAUCAAUUUAACGAUCCGAUCCCCCGACGUCUUCGGGCGGGGGUCGCAAAAAACGAUGACCAAGCUCGAUCUCCACUCGAAUAUUCAAAGAACGAUCCCCUACCCCGCCGAUUUAUAUACGCGUAUAUAUGCUCGACAUGUUAUAAAGCAUAUAUAGCACACUCUCAGAUUAUUUAACUAAGGGUUACAUAGUCUAGUCGACAAAGACGCGGCUCGUCCGUGCUAAAAGUUCCUCCCCGAAAGCUGUUUCGAACUUCGUGCCUUGCAGCUUGAGAAACGAAUGAUUCGCGAACCUCGUUAUCACGCAGGUCUCAACAGAAAAUAAUAUAUCCGAUGUAACAGGUCGAUUUGUUACAAUUAUAGUAAGUAUGGUCGGAUGUGCUCUCUCGAUCGCGUCGUACAAUGGCCUCGACCUCUCUUUUCCUCAUAACAGUGCGACUGCAGGCGCUUUGAUAACUGGGAAUAACUGAGACAUCGCUUCUCAGUAGCAUUCCAUAAAUAUGCAUCUUGAAAUGUGAUCGUUUCAUGACUCAUGAUAUCUGUUGUAACGAUUCGUCUGUGAAUCACACGAUACUUGGAACAGUAUCAUGUUUCUGAAAACAUGGGAAACGAUUUGAAAUAUUGGAAUAGUGGAUUCUUGCUCCUUUCUCUUUAGAGAUUCCAAGAAAGGAACCAGAAAUUAUGAAUUUUUUACCGUUCUCCCCGAAACUCUAGAAAAAUUAUGAUCGCAACUUAUCGAAAUGUUAUCCGGGGAACGAUAACGAUGAAAGUUUCGUUCCGAAACUGUCGUGUUUGCGCCGCGCAAAAACUUGGGCUAUCUUUUCGGCAACGGUCAGGGCCCGUUCGAAUUCGAUCGAAAUGCUCGAUGAGACAGCUGUCGCCGCAAUGACCACACUCUCUCGGCGAGCGGAGCGUGUGCAGCCGUCCGCACAAACCUGCCUAGCUUCCCAAAAUACGUUUCUCGCAGCGCACCGGUGCGCCCAUCCCUCCACGAUGAACAAACAUGCACGAUGCAUUUCUAUCCAUGCGACGUACGCCCACGAGAUGCCUUCCUUCUAUGGUGAAAUAAUAAUACUCAGUGCAAUCGCUCGCUAUUUACUCGUUCAGCGUAUCAAAACAUAAAAAUUCUUUUCUCUUUUUCUUGAAAAUAUUUGAGAAAUUAUUAAGGGCAAGUGUUACAAAUUUCGUUUAAAAAUUUAUGUAUGCGUGAUUUCGAUCUUUCUAAAAGGAACACAAGUUUAUCAUGCAAGUUAAUGAUGCAGGAGAGGUAUUUUGUAUUGGCCAAUAUGUGCAAAUUGUUUUCAUACGAUUGCAAGAAUGUCACGUUUUUGUAUCAGAAAGUUUGCGCUGACAGUUAAAACGCAUUUUAAUUAAAUGAUUGUGAUAAUGGAUUCUAUCAUUUAGUUGCAAUUCUCAAAGUUUAGCACAACGAGCAGCGAUACGACACGAUAAAUCUGUUGUCGCGAAUGACGGGUGAGGUGAUAAAUAACACGAUCGAUUCCCACCGAGAGAUGCAGCGUUUCGCAUCGCGUUUCGAGUAAUGAAUGCGGAAUUCAGCGCUGUCAGAUUCGGCAAAUGAUUUAUUCCAUGUGAUUUCCAUGGCACGGGCCGGGUUUUUGUCUCAGGGGCCAUAAAAGUUUUCCCCGCGCGCAGCUGAAAUUCGAGAACCGCGUCAUUUAACGGGACCGCACACCCCCGGGGCUGGCCGUUGCCGAAAAUUCGUCUGAAUUAGUAUGCGCGCACGCGUGCAUUAAUAUAACACAGGGGAGAGGAGAAAGAGAGAAAGGGAGCAAGAGAAAGAAAGAAUGAGAGGACGUACGGCCAUUACGAAUCCGUCGAGGGAACAGGAGAAGGAAGAGCAGAAAAGGCGGAAGCGGGGAAACGUUGUUGGACGUAGGGAGGAGGUGCGAUUCUCGUUGGGGAAAAACGAAUUUUUAGACUGGCAUUGUCGAGCCGGCCGAGACGGGCCCGGACAAACGGGCCUCCGCUCCCCCCGCUGCACAUCUGGUCGCUCCUCUCGGCGAGAGAAGGUCAGAGAGGAGGAAGGAGGUCACGACCUUGGCGGGGAUUUUUCCGAAAAUGUCCGAGAACGAAAUGAUCCCGGGGGGGCGAGUGGCAAGGAGAGCGCAGCGUACUAAACCUUCACCCUCCUUCCCGCCUCCACCCCUCCGGCGCUUUACCCGGCUCACCCAUUUUUCUUGCCCCACGUGCGCGGGGGUACACGGUGACAUGCAAAACGCGCGCGCGUCCAUGCAAAACGCCUCUUUCCCCCUGCUGCUCUUAAUUGCGUCCCAUGCAGAUACGCGCAUUGUGCAUUUAAUGGUCCGUGCGCAACCCGGGGGAUGCGGAUGAUUUUAAUUAUUAUCGCGCAUACGUGAGACGGAUAAUAGAUCGGGGCGACGCCGGGAAAGCCGCGUGGUGUUUCGCGCGCGUGGCUGCACCCAUUUCCGGAUAAUAGUGAGCGAUCGCGACGGAUAAAAUGAGAACGAUUUCUGUGGUGCUGUUCGAUACAAAGGGCGUAAGUUUCGGAUCGGGAAAUAUCAGAAUUGAAUAUCAAAGAUCAAAAUACGAUGAACUCGGCGAAUCAAAACUUGACUUGAGCCCUUUUGUCGAAUAUCGAAGAUUCAUGCAUGCGAAAUGAAGAUUUUCAAUCUCGUUACGGGAAGGGCGAAAGCUGGCGUUUCGGUCGCGUCGACAUCGCGCAUCCAUCUCGAAAAUUUUCUUUCGCUACCUAUGUUACAUUUAAAUUUAUAAUAAUUUCGCGAAUGCUGGACGACAGCGCUAAUUAUCUUCGAUUAUGCAUGUCGAAUGUCGACGCGGCUGGAGCCAAAAAGCGAUGAGACAAACAUAACGAAGUUCCGAGAGGAGUUUUGACGGCUCGCCCAAGAUCAGCAUUGCCUUCGUAACAUAAUUGAGCGCAAAAUCAAAAUUUUACCCGUAAACCAAAAAAACAAAGUAUAUAUAUAUAUAUAUAUAUUGUUCAUUAAUAUAUAUAUUAUUGAUUAUAUAUUAAGAUCGUCUAGGCUAUAAGUGCAGCUCGUAUGUGAACGACAUGAGGAUUACGCAUACACCUGCGCAUAAUCCGCGCAGUAUUGGGGAACGUACGAGCGUUCGACAGAAGCAUACGACAUAGCGUAUAUCUCGUGGAAAUUAGGAAAAUUAAUUAGUCAUUAACUAGUCAUUUUUUGGAAGCGAUUUACAAUUCCUAUCUACCUGAUCUAGUCACACGAUAUAGUCAAGGCGAAGUGUUUCGACUACCAAGCGCAAUCAAUUUUCCUCGUCAUUCGACUCGAUCGCAUAUUUUUAUACAAGACUGCGCGGAACGAUGAGAGACAUGCAUUAUUUUUGUUACUUUGUAUUUCUUUUAUAUGUAUAUUAAUAAUAAUUUCUCGAUUAUUUCUAUUUUUAAUUAUUCAUUCGUGUGAUCGAACGAACUUAUGUGAAUAAAAUUUUUCUUUUUUCUUUCAUUCGUUUUUGUUUUUCUUUUGUUGCCCUUAUUCUGCACCGCAAUCUGUUUUAUGUCUAUAAUUUUAGUGAGUUCAAUUACAUCGAUAUUACAGAUGGGAAGACUGUACUUGGCACUAACGGUGAUAUUUACGUAUUAUCAUUGAUAAAUAUAGAGAUCAUUUUCUGUUGAAGCAUCGAAAUUCGAACUCACUGAAAUUACGCAGGUUUCAAACGCUGGCUUUAAGAUAUCGAAUUACCCGAUUCGAUUUGAUGGACGGCAGUUAGAUCGACCGUCGAGUCGUUGGUUUUGUUUUUUAAGGGUGUCGCUCCUAGGGUGCCUUUUUACCGCUGAUGACAAAUGACAUGUCAAACAAAUUAAACUUGACAAAUUACAGGCGCGUGCCCCUCGUGCUCGAAAGCGGAAACCUCUCUGAAAAGUGGAAAAAACUAGCAGUCGCUGAAUAUAAUUUUUCUGGAUUACUUCACAAGAUGAAUUUUCUUUAUAAUUUACAUUUACGCGUUGCACGUGUAUCAACUUUAAAAAAUGUUUAAUAGAUACGCGAUAUUUACAGAUACAAAUGAAAUGCUAUAUUAUGUUCAUAAUGCUGCUUGAGACGAAAGAAUAUAGCAAGAAAUUUCGAUAGUGCUUCUCUCCGUUGUCCGUAACGAACGGCGAAUGAUUCGUGACAUUACUCUCCGAGAGCGGAGUCCGCUAUCGAGCGGUCCGAACGAAAGGAAAAGCGGGUACGAUGGUUUUCAAUCAGAAGGGACGCGCACAAGUCGAUGGGACACGGGGCGCUUGCGCCAUAUAGAAGUUUUCCUUUCGCUUGAUGGCCGGUGGAGUCGAGUCGGUUUGAAAAGGGAAGGCGGAAGGACUCGUCGUCCUUCUCGCACCGAGCGACGACCGAUGAGUAAAUGACACACAGCCAGCCCCUCCAUUCUCUACGCAAACACACACACGUGCACAGAAACGGACGUCCACCCACAUCCACAGGCACAUACACUAACACGCGUACACGCUCUCACCAUGUCCCGAGAGUGUACAGGGAUAUGUAUAAAAAUCAAUAAUAUCUUGCGGUUUCCAAGAGCUCCGAAAACGCAGGAGAACGUGGCGCGAGGGUGGCGAUCUUUCGCCGUGUAGACAAAAGGCGGAGAAUACUUCGUUAUCGUUCGUUGUCGCGCGUACCGUACGAUAAAGAGUCUGGGGACGUUGACCUCUGAAGCUGAUGGAUCUCGUCGGAUGGAUAUUUCGGAGGAAAGUGUAGAUUUUUUAAAUCUUGCGAGAGGCGUGGCACGAAUUUUGAGUCCCGACUAGUAUCUAUAUAUUUUUUAUACACGAUGUAUCAAGAUUCAAUACGCGGAAAAUAUUCGAAACAUUUUCGGUAUCUUUAAUUAAUGUUCUUUCUUUUUCUCGUUCUAAUCGAUAUUAUUACGAUAACAAUUCUAAAGAUAUUUCUUAUUUUUAAUUUAAUUAUCUUUAAUAUAAUAUUCUUGAUAUAGAAUAUAUGAUUAUUAAUAUUUCCGAUAUUGUAGUGCCGCUGAUCGUGCAUUAAUCGUGCGCAAAGAUUGGGUAUGCUUUUAGAAGAUAAAAGAUCUGCCUCCAAGACUCGAGUCUUAAAACUCGCAAGCCGCUUUUCCGAUCGGCUUAAAGAUGGCCGCUGUUCCUUCGCUUCAUUCUUACUGCUCCUGCCUCACCCUCGUCACAUACCAUAAUCGCGAUCGUUUUGUUUCCUCGUCAUUUAUUUAUAAAAGGUCCGCUAGGCCAAGAUCCAUCGGUAAAUUUCAGAAAAAGAUAUCGAACCAUUCGCCCUUCCUUUCAUUCUGUUCCUGCCACCCCUGUUCUCCCUCAUCAACCACCACAGCCUGCUUAUAUCUCUACAAGAAAGUGGAUUGCAAUUAUCAAAGCCUCCCUCUCUCAGUUCUCCCCUUUUGCCUUCGUUCCUUUUCCCUUGGACUAGCCAACCCUCGACCUCGUCGCCUCCCUUGAUUUCCCUCCCUCUCGUCUUCCGCCAACUUGUAGAAAUUUUAUCCGCCCGUAAUAAUUUCACCACCACCGUCUCCCAACCAUCACCGCCAUCGUCACGGCGUUCCUGCCACCCCUGCCACAUAUCCGCGUUCUAUUCUCCAUCGUGAAACUUCACCGCUGCGGCAAUCGACAGUCUCGAACGAUCAAAGAGGUCCACGUGCCGAAACGAGGGUUGACGACGCGCUUUCUUCCGUAGGGAAACUCGCGAGAACACGAUGGCGACGCACCUGAACAAAUACAUACCUGAUUCGUGAAAGGAAACCGUCAUGAUAAUAUCGGAAUUAUGCGCGAUAAUAAUUAUCUUAUCUGAGAUUGGUCUGAUUAGAUUCACAUUAUAUUGAUAUUUUUCGUGCAAAUUAUUCUUUCCUCCAAACCGCCUUUCCGUUAUUUUCCGCGAUUAUUACUUUAUAAUCGUAUCCGUACUUUUUCCAACUGCAUGAUUAUACUCGAUCGAAGGUGCAGCGAUAAAUAUAGAAUUGCCUCCACGAUCGUCGUUAAAUUCGAUGGACUAUAAAAUCUUAAUCUUGCGAACGAUCGGCGAAGGAAACAUCGCAAACAACCGGUGAUGCAGAUGGUAUCGCGAUUCUUGAGAGUAAAUAAUAUCACGGCGCGCGGUUAUCGUAAUUUUCAAGUAUGAAAUCAUUGAUUCCGAUCAUGUUCCACGACUAACGCCAAACGAUAUUACUGAAAGACAUUUUUCAUGUUUACGAAUCCACAAAAUAAAUCAAUGGAAUAAUAGUAACUAGAAAUGUUUCGUGAAAAACGGAAACGUGCAAAAUCCGCUCGUAUUUCAGCUUUGUGCGACCUAAUUCCGGAUUUAUUGUUGUCGCGUCACGUCGCGAAUCGUGAACAAUAAAACAUCACAAUGUCGGACAAGCGUUGCUCCGCGAACCCUUCGAUAUCAUGCAAAAAAAACGCGAGAAAAAAAGAGCAAGAAACAGGGUACAUUGUCAUGUACACGCAGGAACCCUUUCACGGAUGUUCGACUCGCGCCGCGAAUUACGCGGAGCAUGUUUCCAGCCGAGCGACUCUUCACGCGCGAGAAAGGGUGAAAGCGGAGAAUCCGCGAAACGGGAAUCCGAAAACUAUGAAGGGUUGAAAAGCGAAGCAUUGUGUGGUGCCGUUCGCGUGCACCCUCCCGAAGCGAAGGACCGAAGGGCGGCCGAAGCCUUACACAUGCACAACCCUUUAUUUGUUUAGCGCCGCGACACACGCGCGCCGAGUGCGCGCGAGCGCGGGUUUUCCCCAUUUUGACGGAUUUCACCCCAAAUUUUCAGCUGGCACGUUUCCCUCCCCUUCCGCACGCAGCCGAUUUACACAAUAUUUUGGAAAUCCUUUAUAAGAUUUCGUCUCUCCCCCUUGCUGCAGUCGGCUUAGCUCGUGGACUUGCUAUUGUCGAGGCCCUCGCGUGUCCCUGGUCCCCUUUUUCUCGUGAUGCCAGAUGGGUCAAAACGCACUGAUCACGUAAAGAACUAACGCAGAAAAAAAGUUUGUAAAACGUCGCGAAAUUCGUGAAAUUAGGGUUGACGCCAUGUGAGAGGGAUGCUAGCGCCGAGAACGGGUCGAACCCCUGCGCGCGGCACGUGUCGCAUUUUUUCACUCCUCUUUUUAAGAAGACGCCAGGGCAAAAUACGAGAAAUGCAGGGGCGAGAAAUUGCGCUUUGAGGGCUUCGCGAGGGGAGUUGUUUGAGGCGUUCCAUUGCGCGGAGGCGAAUAGCUCGAACAAACUUUUCCAUUAAGAAAUAUGGUAUCAAGAUGAUUUCCAAUUACUUGAAUUUAGUCUAAGAAUCGUAAUUUAUUCAUGAGAAAACCAUUCAGUCAUUAAUCAUUCUGAGAAGUAAUUAGUAUGCCAAUGACUCAGGUAGUCUUUCAGUACAUGUGCGUGAUAAACACCAUGGAAGCGACACCCACAUUAAGUAGCUCUAUUUGAUUAAUAUAUUUUCUUUUCAAAUAUCUGCCCACUUUCUCAAAGAAACUCAGCUUAAUUAAUGUAUUUUCUUUUCAAUUAUUCGUUUUUACACAAACAGUGGUCACUGAACAGUGCUUACAUUAACGGCAAUUAGUCGACGACAAUUAGUCGAGCAUUUCUGUUAAUUGCACGGAGAAUUGCAAGUUACAUUUACGUUCAACAGGCGCGUGACAAUAAUGGCUCUGAAAACAUUAUGCAAGCGCCAUUCAUAUUCCGAACGCAUAUAGAAUAUAUACGGUGUCGAGAGAAAAAGAUUCGAUAUUUGAAAACAAUAUUUUGCAGUACUUUUAUUAUAAAAGCUAAACCAAUCAACUCUUUCACAGAUAUCAAUUUUGCCUCUGAGUUGAUUAGCUGCAAGAGUGUGAAAAAUUAACUUUUUAACUUUCCUUUUUCCAAAAUACCCUCAUAAAAUAUCAGAAAUUAAUUAAGAUUUGAUUCUUUUUUAUGGACGCUACGUGAAAUAUCGAGAAGCUCGAGAAAUAUCAGAACCUUCUUUUUCGACACACUGUAUAGACGCUGAUACUGUACUGACGUCCGAGUGACGUAACUGCGGAAUGCCGAUCCUCAGGAAUCGCGUGGCUACCUCAGCAUUGAAUUUUUACAAAUUCAUACAUGUUUAUUCACUUUCGAGACGCCGUGCGGCGCGUUCGUGUGAAAAAAUGUCGCGGUUAUCGCAUUUAUCGCGGCGUUUAUCAAAGAUAACCUUGCGCAGCGACGUAGGUCUGCGUCGCGCAAGAAAAUUCAGUUCCUAUUACAUUGUAAACGGCUAGGUUCCUAAAUUGAGCUUUACCGAGCGACACGCCAUGGUUAGUCCGGUCGGAGUGGACUCGUUACGUCGAACAAAGACGACCCCGAUAGAACUGGACCAACCGUAUUCUAUAUGCGCGCGCGCGCAUACACAUCGAUAAGUAAUUAAAUCCAUAAAUGAAGGAAGUUUGGAUAGCACCUUUUACAUAACAAUAUUGCAUACAUGAAUUUUUAUAAGAAAGAUGUUUUAUACAAAACAGAUAAAACUCUUAGAAGCUGGGUGUUUCAACAUCCAAUUUCAAUGUGAAAAAUUGCGUUGAUAUUUCACAGAAAAUGUCAGAAAAUAUGCACGUAUAAACUUUAUAAUGACUUUAUUCUCUCGUCUUUCUCCGAGGAAAAUCGGAAAAAUGUCAUUCACUCAUCGAUUCGAUCGCGAAUGUAAUCGUCCGUGUAUGUAUGUGUAUGUGCGUGCGUGUGUGUAUGCGCGCGCGCGCGCGUUGUAAAAUUAAGUACUACUUUAAGAGAAUGACGUAGAAUUAAGUGAUACGUAAUACGUAACGUAUGUACAUGUACAAUGUGUAAAAGUUUCGAGGAUAAUCAAAAUUAGUGGUUAAAAAACGGACAGAGGAUGAUUCCGUAAGAAGUCUAUCCGGCGGGGCGAUAGGUAAUUAAAUUAAUACGAAAUGGAUAAGCACCACGAUUCAGGGUCCCCUAGUUAACUUCUUUCCUCGACCGAUAUAACGGGAAUAGCAUCUAGAUGAUUAAACUUAUCUACUGGUUAAACCAAACGAGAAAAGUACAAGUGUGAAGGCAUCGGGGUCUCCCCCGGACAUAUGACGAAUUAUUAAAUAUAUAUUUACCAAAGCGUGCAUUAGAACGGGUACACGAUAAAUAAAACGAGACCGAGAGGAAUCACCGUAACUUUCUGCGUUACUUUGCGGAUGAUCGUGUAGCGCACGCUGCGUAAUGCUAGCGACUUCAAGAAAGACUGUAAUUAUCGCACGAUGGAAAUGAUGAUCGACAAUUUGAUGAUUCAACACGUAAAUAUGAAAUAUUAUGAAAAAAGAGCAAGUCAGUGUCCAAUAUGUAACUAUGCAAACGUGCGGCGAGCAAACGUGUUGUCGAAAGAAAACGUCGUCGCGUUUCUCCUUCAUGGCGAUUAGAUACGCGCGUUUGUAAAAUUCCGCAGAUUUGCCAUCUGCAAUUUGCCGCUACGAAGGAGUCACACGGACAAUUAUUUCGAUUCUUGUCGCAGUCGCUUAGCAAUUACCGGCGUUACCGCUGCGUGAAGUCUGCCUUUUGCGAAGGACGAUUUGAAUAAUAGACGAGUCCUGUCGUAUACUUUUGCCAAAGUUCUUCUCGAGGACGAAUUACUUUUCAAACAACCCUGCCAACGUUUUAGAUCGGUAAGACUCACGCAGAUAUAUCGUACGUUAGCUUUUCUACGUAACACGAGGGUUUCGUAAACGAGGAGAUAUCGAUUGAGUCAUUACGGUAAUCGCCACCCAACCCCUCUCCUACCUUAAGUGUAAUGGUAAUUUUAACGGUAAGGGCUGCAGCAAAACGAAUGUUCCUAUUAUAAUGCUUUCAUCUAAGUACCGUAUAUUUGUAGGUAUUUAUGCGAUAGUAACGAUAGUGUUUAUACCGUAUAACGUUUUCGUUUUGGUAUUUCCAAGAGAAGACGAACGAUAUUAAUUAUACACGGUAAAUUCAGUACGAUCUGAGAUUAAGGAUUAUUGUGUAUCUAUAUCUGUGAGAUAUAUAUAUAUAUAUAGAUAUAGAUAUAUAUAGAAAUAUAUAUAUAUAUAUAAAACUGAAGAAGAACUGAGAGUCAAAUGUGGUGUGCGUAUGACUAAAUUAAUUAGAAUGAGAAACAAUUGCGAGAGAGAUUGCACGCGCGUCUUCUGUAACUGAUUUGUGUAAAAGACCACGUCUACGAUUGGUGUUAUCCGAAAAAUCUCCGACUCUUUUACACUCUCGCUGAUAACGUCUUAAAGUUCCGUGUCGAUAGGAAGAGAUUUGAUACGUAAAUUUGAUACAAAAGUCGGCCACUUAGCACGCCAUCGUGAAAACUAAUCUCUUACACAAAUUAGAUAUGUGAUACAGACGGAGAGUGUGCUGUGCUUUGGUGUCAAAAAAAAAGAAAAGAAGAAGUAUUUUUACCUUCGACCGGGAGAUAUUUUUGGAAUUCACGUACGAUCGCGACGACGAUUUGUCGUAGAGGUAAUUCCUUUCGAUGCGUGUGCAUCGAAACGCAUUCGGCGCUAUAUAUCUCUCCUUCGUGUGUGCGACAUUCUUACGGAGCGGCCGUUGGCGUUAUUGCCGACGAGCGAUUGAGGGUACAAAGUGUGUGAGGCGAAUGGAAGAACGAUAGGGAGGAAACCAAAAUCAAAAUAUUCAAAAUCAAAAUUACAUUGUAAGUUCAUAGAGAUUACGUUGUUCGUCGAUAAAUAUUAUUUGUUAGCCAAGAGUAUAGUUGGACACGUCCGAUAAAAUAUAGUCUAACAACUAUUAA
This is a messenger RNA of Ooceraea biroi (clonal raider ant), 16572 nucleotides long. RefSeq lists its product as uncharacterized. NCBI's taxonomy places the organism in Eukaryota, Metazoa, Arthropoda, Insecta, Hymenoptera, Formicidae. The record is from RefSeq and is a predicted model, not a curated record.